AUGUGCCAUCUAAUCUUGUGGACACCACAUGCUCAGUGGUCACCAAACCACUUAAAGCUGGUCACUGUCUACAUGUUGGUGCUCUUGGUAUCACUCAGCUUUGCUUCAGGACAGAGCAGGCCAUUGAAACAUCAGAUAGACAACAGAAGUCCUGAGAUUGAUCCUUUUUGGUAUGUGGGCCGUGGUGUUCGGCCCAUUGGUCGGUUUGGGAAGAGACAGCUGAGAAGCAGCCGUGGCAGACACCUGGAUUUCAUCCUGAAUGCUUUGUGGGAGCAAAAUGUGUUGGGCACAGAAGACAAUGACUGGUGA
Molecule: messenger RNA, 309 nt
Organism: Acanthisitta chloris (rifleman)
Lineage: Eukaryota; Metazoa; Chordata; Aves; Passeriformes; Acanthisittidae
Gene: PRLH
Product: prolactin releasing hormone
Exons: 2
Coding region: 1-309 (102 amino acids)
Molecular function (GO): hormone activity
Source: RefSeq, a predicted model, not a curated record